Molecule: messenger RNA, 2351 nt
Organism: Coccinella septempunctata (seven-spotted ladybird)
Lineage: Eukaryota; Metazoa; Arthropoda; Insecta; Coleoptera; Coccinellidae
Gene: Cln7
Product: major facilitator superfamily domain-containing protein 8
Exons: 5
Coding region: 309-2009 (566 amino acids)
Biological process (GO): transmembrane transport
Cellular component (GO): lysosomal membrane
Molecular function (GO): transmembrane transporter activity
Source: RefSeq, a predicted model, not a curated record
GUUGGAAAUAUUUCCCAUGUUGCCGAAGCGACCGAGACCUACGGAGAUAAUAACAGAAUCAAGUCCAGUUCAGUGAUAACUUUGAGUUGAAUGGGGGGAUGUUGCUAUAUUGUGACGAAUUCUUUGUUGAUUAAACAAAGAAAAGAACUGAAUACCCAAAAUGAGUAGUCAUUUCCUAGAAGUUCGUCCGGGAAUGUGUUUUCUUUUUGUUUUUCAUGAAAAUCCUGUACGUGGGGCCCCAAAAUGACCUAGUGCUAUUCCGCGCAAAACAUAUUUUUUUUAUUUUUUGAGUGAUUGAGCAUCUCAUUAUGGAGCGGAUAGGGAAGACAACCAAACUGGUUCGGGAAAAAUGGAAAACGCAAUUCAAUCCUCCAGAUGAUUUGGAAAAUGAAAAACAGUACAAAGAACGAUGGCGGUCGAUAUACAUCAUCUACUUUACGAUGUUCUCCAUGUCACUAGGGUUCAGCAUUAUAGUUACAGGAGUAUGGCCUUACCUCGACAGAUUAGAUCCACUAGCUGGAAAGGAAUUCAUGGGGUAUAUCGUAGCAGCAAACCCUCUGGCGCAAAUGCUGUUUUCACCUUUAGUUGGAUGGUGGAGUAACAAACUGGGAUACAUAAGGGUACCAGUGGUGAUAUCUCUUAUCAUAUUUGGAGUUUCGAGUGCUAUGUACUCAUCCAUAGAAAUGUUAGAUGAUAAUAGGAAAUACUUCAUGCUGGCUUCUAGAUUUCUGGUGGGCGUGAGCUCAGCGAACAUUGCAAUCUGUCGCUCCUACCUCGCUGCUGCCACAAGAUACUCCGAAAGAACAGGAGCUGUUAGCAUGAUAUCCCUGGCCCAAGUCAUUGGUUUCAUAAUGGGACCAGCAAUUCAAGCAGGCGUCGUACCACUGGGUAACGAAGGAUUCUUCCUGGUGCAGAACAAGCUGAAACUCGACAUGUAUACGGCGUGUGGAUGGAUAAGCGUGCUCAUCGCCGUCGCCAACAUAUUCAUGUUCCUCCCGAACGUCUUCGUCGAGCACAAGAUAGCCGGACGGGAAGCCAUGUUGAAGCAGAAGAAGGACAAUGUCAAAGACACCUACAAAAUGCACAGACCGAGCUACUUCGCCACUUGGACCCUGAUAGUUUCGUUUUUCGUCAUCGUUUUCAACUUCAUGCUUCUGGAAACGUUGGCGACCCCACUGACGAUGGACCAGUUCGCUUGGUCCAAAUCGGAAUCCUUGAAGUAUACGGGUAUUCUAAUUUCUGUGGGUGCGGUCAUUUCGAUCAUAACUUCACUGGCGAUACCGCAUCUGAGUAAGCAUUUUUCCGAGGUGAAGAUCAUGGUUUGGGGAGGUUUCUUCUUCAUGGUUUUGGGCAGAGCCAUCUACAUACCCUUCAAUAACGAUCCACCCUUAGUCUACGACCAUGAUCUCAAGUUGAAGUUAACCUUCUUCUGUGAUAGGACGAUAAAAAAUUCUUCGUUCGACGUAGCCAAUUUCAACAGGAGUGAAUUGGGAGCUUUCAGUUUCAACUUGACAGGUCUUGAAUCAUUGGGCAACAACGAUACUGUAGAACUGAUCAAAACAGCCACGUUAAACUGCGGAGAUGACCUGUUAGGAUGCCCUUCAACCCAAGAAUGGUGCAAUGAAAUCCCUGCUUUGACUAUCACUAACUUUGUGAUUGGUCUACUUCUGACCACCUUUGGUUACCCUAUGGGGAUUACUCUCAUUCAGACUUUGGUAUCGAAGCAUCUUGGAACUAGACCACAGGGUGUUUGGAUGGGUUUGCUCACAGGUGCCGGGUGCCUAUCGAGAGUCUUAGGACCAGUUUGCGUCACACACAUCUACGAAGAACUCGGUACAAUUUGGACGUUCGGUAUAACGACGGCAAUGAUGAUCGCCACCUUACUUUGGUUGAUUUAUUUCGAGGAUAGAAUAACACCGAAGGAAAUCGUCGCUAUGGACGAAGAGGAAGGUGAAGAAUUGAAGAAUAUGUGUUCUAACAAAGAGAAGGACCAGGAAAACCAUAUGUGAUAUUGAAUAUAUUAAAAAUUAAAACGCAUCGCUCAGGACUGAUGAAAAAACUGCAUUGCACCUUGGAAAAAUCGUCGUUGGUUCUUUGUAUUGAGUUUAAGUACCCGCCAAAAAUGAUUGAUAUCAGAGCCACGUCCCCUAAAACAAAAAUUUAAUCAAUUUGAAAACUGAAAUUCAACAUCAGCCAAACCAGCUUAAAAUGAUGAAUUUUCGAGGAUUUCAUGUCAAAUUGAAUGAAAUUUGCCAUACUUUUACAAUGGAGAACUGACUUCUGUGCUGAUAUUGAAGGAAAUUCGAGAAAGUGCAAUUAGAUAAGGGCUUCCUCCUAUUUAUAUCCAAAAA